GCAACUAGGGGGCGCGGGGCUUAGGUGCGGGAGCCUGCGUGAGGCGGACGCCGGGCACCUUGCAGCCAGGCGCCAGCACCCGCAGGUCCACCCUGCUGCGUCACCGCGACCGGAAGCGCUCGGGCUGGGAACAUGGCGGCGUCCUCCGGCGGCUUGGGUGGCGGUGCGGGCCCGGGGCCCGAGACCGGGGACUUCCUGGCCAGGUACCGGCAGGUGUCUAACAAGCUGAAGAAGCGGUUCCUGCGGAAGCCGAACGUGGCGGAGGCCGGCGAGCAGUUCGCCCAGCUGGGCCGCGAGCUGCGCGCCCAGGAGUGCCUGCCCUACGCGGCCUGGUGCCAGUUGGCCGUGGCGCGCUGCCACCAGGCGCUGUUCCACGGGCCGGGGGAGGCCCUGGCGCUCACCGAGGCCGCCCGCCUCUUCCUGCAGCAGGAGCUCGACGCGCGCCAGCGCCUCGCCUGCCCCGCCGCCUACGGGGAGCCCCUGCAGGCGGCCGCCAGCGCCCUGGGCGCCGCCGUGCGCCUGCACCUCGAGCUGGGCCAGCCGGCCGCCGCCGCCGCCCUCUGCCUGGAGCUGGCCGCCGCCCUGCGCGACCUGGGCCAGCCGGCCGCCGCCGCCGGCCACUUCCAGCGCGCCGCCCAGCUGCAGCUGUCGCAGCUGCCCCUGGCCGCGCUGCAGGCGCUGGGGGACGCCGCCUCCUGCCAGCUGCUGGCGCGCGACUACAACGGCGCCCUGGCCAUCUUCACCCGCAUGCAGCGCCUGGCGCAGGAGCACGGCAGCCACCCGGUGCAGCCGCCGCCGCCGCCGCUCCCGCCGCAGCCGCAGUCGCAGGUACAGUCGCAGCCGCUAGGCCUCCAGCAUGGACCCGGCGCGGCCCCCGCCCCGACCGCCGCGCUGCCUCCUCCCAACGCCGGCUCUGCGGCCGCGCCCUCCCCCGCGGUGCUGGGCGCCUUCUCGGACAUCCUGGUCCGGUGCGAGGUGUCCCGCGUGCUGCUGCUGCUGCUGCUGCAGCCCCCGCCCGCCAAGCUGCUCCCGGAGCACGCCCACACCCUGGAGAAGUACUCCUGGGAGGCGUUCGACAGCCAGGGCCAGGAGAGCAGCGGCCAGCUCCCCGAAGACCUCUUCCUGCUGCUGCAGUCGCUGGUCAUGGCCACCCACGAGAAGGACACGGAAGCCGUCAAGGCGCUGCAGGUGGAGCUGUGGCCGCUGCUGAGCGCCGAGCAGAACCACCUGCUUCACCUCGUGCUGCAAGAAACCAUCUCCCCCUCGGGACAGGGGAUCGGAUGACUCACAUUAGCCUGGUGACUUUGCCUGCGGCCAGACCGCGGGCACCGCCUUGGCAUUUGGAGGGAAAUAAAAGUUAAUUGAUCACA
Messenger RNA from Eptesicus fuscus (big brown bat), 1370 nucleotides. RefSeq names its product coagulation factor VIII associated 1 (gene F8A1). The record is from RefSeq and is a predicted model, not a curated record. Gene Ontology annotation, molecular function: protein binding. Gene Ontology annotation, biological process: vesicle cytoskeletal trafficking. Gene Ontology annotation, cellular component: early endosome. The coding region runs from base 133 to 1284 and encodes 383 amino acids. Lineage: Eukaryota; Metazoa; Chordata; Mammalia; Chiroptera; Vespertilionidae. The transcript has a single exon.